Molecule: messenger RNA, 1848 nt
Organism: Culicoides brevitarsis
Lineage: Eukaryota; Metazoa; Arthropoda; Insecta; Diptera; Ceratopogonidae
Product: lachesin-like
Exons: 7
Coding region: 184-1782 (532 amino acids)
Biological process (GO): homophilic cell-cell adhesion; synapse organization
Cellular component (GO): plasma membrane; axon; neuronal cell body
Molecular function (GO): protein binding; axon guidance receptor activity
Source: RefSeq, a predicted model, not a curated record
AUGAAUGUUAUUGAAAAAUUAUUUUUUUCCACGCAGCAAGAGUAAAAUGUAUUGAAUAAUUUUAUAAAAAAAAAUAACAGAAAAAAAAUAAUUAAAAUUUUAUUAAAAAGAAUUCGCCAAAGUGUUUUUUUACAAAAUUGGGACAAAAGGAUUUAAAUAAACAAAAUUUAAGUACACCCAAAAAUGGCGCGCAAACAAAUAGCUACCAUGGACCGGAUUAUUUUAUGUUCGCUGUUGAGCUUAAUGCUUAUAGUUAAAGGCACCGAAACAUCACCCAGUAGCAGUAGUAGAUACCAAGACAAUUAUAUUGAGGAAGACAAAUACACGCCGGGAUUUUUAACGCUGGGACAAAAGUACAGCAUCGCAAUUGGGUCAACUGUCAUCUUACCCUGCAAAAUUAAUGAAACUGACAAACCGGAAGAUUAUGUGCUCGCCUGGAAGAAAGACAUUGCCAUUCUCACAGCGGGUCCCGUAAAAGUCAACAUGAAUCCCCGUUAUCGGCUCAUGCCGUCGACAGCGAGUCCCGGCACUGUGGGCGCGUCGCAUGGCUACAACUUGGAGAUCAAGGACGUUCGGACCUCGGAUGCCGGCGAAUAUGUGUGUCAGCUGGGAACAAUUGUGCCGCGUGAAAUUGUGCAUACGCUCGAAGUGAUGGUGCCACCAAAAAUUGAUUUUGUGUCGCCGCCAAGUCGUUUAGAUGCUUCGAAGAACUCGGCGAUCCGGUUGGAAUGUCGCGCUUCGGGAAAUCCGCAACCGAAGAUAAUUUGGACGCGUAAAAAUAACGUAAUGCCAAACGGUGAAGCGAAUGUCACGGGAAAUGUACUCGAAAUUAUGCAUGCGACACGACACACUGCCGGACAUUAUCGGUGCACAGCUGACAAUCGGGUUGGGCAAACAGACACGCGCGAAAUUUUUGUCAAUGUUUUGUAUGCACCCGAAAUCGAAGUAGAACGAGGAUUCGUACACACUGGAGUCGGAUUUGAGGCACAACUGACUUGUGUAGUUCAUGCCGAACCACAACCGCAUGUAAUCUGGUACAAAGACACUACACAGCUCGGCACGACGGAACAACAUUCCCAACAGAAUCGUGGCAACAAAUACAGCUUAAUCAUUCGUAAUGUUACGCAUUCCGAUCUCGGUAACUACACAUGUCAAGCGUCAAACAGUUUGGGACGGGAUCGUGGUUACUUGACCUUGAGUGGCAUUCCUUCGAUUUGUUUCUUUGACUCGCCCACUGUAGGUCACUAUCGUGAUCAAUACAACAUCACAUGGACCGUUCAAAGCUAUUCACCGAUCCGGGAGUAUCGUUUAUUCUAUAGAAAACAAUAUACAAAGACCGCAAUGUACCACGACAAAGAAAAUCUAAUAUUUGCUGGAAAUAAAUACAACUACGGUCUUGGCAUUGAAAACCAAUGGGAAAAUGUCGUAAUUCCUGAAGUGUAUGACGAACAAGGAUUACGUUAUCGGAGCUAUGCGGGAUAUGAACACGUUCAAAACACACGACACCGCAGAAGCUUCUUGAUUAAAGGAUUGGUGCCAAGCACAAACUACGAAGCACGAUUACAAGCCCGAAAUGACCAUGGAUGGAACAAAUUGUCAAGCAUUUUCCAUUUCACCACAGCUUCAGAAGACGUUGAACCCUCUGCUCAACCCGCCGUCGGGCACGGAUUACUCGAUAAGGAAUUCUUCAGUAGCUCAAAUCAAUUAGAAAGCACAUUGCUCCCACUUUUACUGUCAACUGUCUCAACAUUACUCGUGGCUUUUGUACUGUCACGCAGCUAAAUAGCUUAAGUUACCACCAAAAAAAACAACACAAAAACCCGAGAUUACAAGGAGAUUAAACAUUAA